This is a messenger RNA of Elaeis guineensis (African oil palm), 1314 nucleotides long. The record is from RefSeq and is a predicted model, not a curated record. NCBI's taxonomy places the organism in Eukaryota, Viridiplantae, Streptophyta, Magnoliopsida, Arecales, Arecaceae.
CGCUUUCCCCUUCCUCCGCUUUUACAGGGCGAAGCUCUCCUUUCCCGUGGAAGGAAAGGUGAAGAAGAAAAGAUUAAAAUAUAUAUAUAUAUAUAUCAUUCCAAGUAAAACCGUCCUUUCAAAGAUUCUAUGAAAUCCAGCCCAAUAUCUCCCCUUUCCCCAUUUUGCCACCAAAUCUGUCCCAAAAUUCCUCCGAUUCCUGGGUUCCUGAUUCGAAAUGCUGUCCCUUCUUCGCUGGAUUCUUGAAUUCGAGCUCGAAUCCCGGCCUCGAAGAUGGGGGAAUUGAUCCGGAAUUAGGGAUUCUGAGGGAACCUUUGUGGUUGUUCCGGGAUCUCAGUAACAUGCGGUCGCUUCUUCCAGGAUGCGCGUCCCCGAAGGUGCUGAAGGAUGGCAGGAGCAACGGCACCGGCAGGACGCAUCUCUAUUUGAACGUCUACGAUCUUACCCCCAUGAACAAUUAUCUAUAUCUAUUCGGCCUCGGGGUCUUCCACUCUGGGAUUCAGGUACAUGGUAUGGAGUAUGGAUUUGGAGCACAUGAGUACCCAACUAGUGGAGUGUUUGAGGUGGAACCAAAAUGCUGUCCUGGUUUUGUCUUCCGGCGUUCUGUGUGGCUGGGCACCACUGACAUGUCUCGUUCAGAGUUCCGCAUGUUUAUCGAAGACCUUGCUGGGAAAUAUCAUGGCGACACCUACCAUUUGUUCAUCAAGAACUGCAAUCAUUUCACAGACGAUGUGUGUAUGCAUUUGACUGGAAAACCAAUUCCAGGAUGGGUAAAUCGGCUUGCAAGAUUAGUUUCAGGUUCUUUCUGCAACUGUCUUCUACCAGAAAGUAUUCAGGUUAAAGCAGUUGGAAAUUUACCAGCUCAACCAGCACUCUCUGAAGAUGAGUUGGUGUCAGUUACUUCAUCAAUUGUGGAGGAGAGUGAUGAGGAAGAUCCAGAUCAUCAACUACUACUGACACCAAACGACGACCCAGCACAUUUAAGAGAGAAACAGUUGAGGCUUGUUAAAGAUGUUCAGUGAAUUUUUCCUCUCCCCUCUUUGUCAUCUGUGUUCUCUUCAAUGGUGCCUACUGAUUCACUUGUAUAAUUAUAUCGGCUCCUUAACCCUUGUCUGCGUGUCUCAUUACCCAAGCCUUACUCCUCCAAAUGGCCGACAUUUGCGGUAUUGUAUUGUCAAAUAUUUUAUUCUUUUCCAAAAUUUGAAGCAGACAUUAUUGCCUGGUUUCCUUUAUUUAUAGAGUGAAGAUCAAACUGUGCAUAAAUUCUCUGAAGCAUAUGUAUGUUUUUUGGUUAUUGGAUCUUUUCCUUUUUUU